AUGGAGGCACGGACGAGCUCGACGGCGGCCGCCGCCGCGCCGCUUCCCCCGGACGAUCUCCUCCUGGAGAUCCUGCUCCGCCUCCCGCCGGAGCCGAUCCACCUCUUCCGCGCCUCCUUCGUCUGCAAGCACUGGCGCGGCCUCGUCCACGACGCCCGCUUCCUUCGCCGCUUCCGCGAUUUCCACGGCGGGACGCCUCCCGUGCUCGGCUUCUUCGACCAGGCAGGGCCUCCCUUAUUCGUCCCCACCUCCGGCGGCUUCGCGCUCUCCACCGCCACCGUGUUCCCCGAUGACUGGUGGGCCCUCGACUGUCGCCACGGCCGCGUCCUCCUGGACAGCUGCCGCAACCGGACGCUGCUCGUCUGGGAACCCAUGACCGGUGACAAGCGCUACCUGCCGCCCCCCGCGCAGGCCUCUCAUGGGAGCUUCGAGUACAAUGCCGCAGUUCUGUGCGCGGCUGGGCACACCGACCACGGCGACUGCCAUUCCUGCCCGUUUCUCGUGGCGUUCGUGUUCAGUCACCAGACAGAUUUCAUCACCUCCGCAUGCGUCUUCUCGUCCGAGACCGGUGUCUGGGGUGAGAUCACUUCGAUUCUUGUGCCAUAUGCAUUAAGUCAGGCAACGCCCACGGCUCUGGUUGGAAACACAAUCUACUGGCUGUUGGACAACUGCAGCAUCUUUGAGUUUGAUUUGGAUAAGCAUAUGCUGGGUCUGACUGAGGAGUUCCCAUAUGACGCGCUAGAAAGCUACGAAAGACAGAUUGUCAUCAUGCCUACAGAUGUUGGAUGGCUUGGUUUGGCCGGAGUUGAAGAAUUCAAUCUCCAUCUGUGGUCAAAGGUGGUGAGCGUUGACGGGGUAGUGACAUGGACACACCAAAGGGUCAUUGAUCUCAAAAAGUUUCUUCCUCCCGAAGUAGUGGCGGGGUGUAUGGUUCAAGAUAUUCGAGCGGAGGCAGUUGGCUAUGCGGAAGAUGCUGAUGUGAUCUUCAUUGAUGUGUAUCCUAGCAUCUACAUGAUCCAUCUCAAGUCCAUGAAGGUCAAGGAGGUGUCAGGCAAACUCAUCUGCAAAUACAUUUUGCCUUACUCAAGUUUCUACGCUCCAGGUACCACCAUUAAUUACUUCAAUGUCGCAGAGUUCACUUUAGUAUUCCAAACUGUAGCCAUAGUUCAUUUAUAG
Molecule: messenger RNA, 1176 nt
Organism: Triticum turgidum subsp. durum (durum wheat)
Lineage: Eukaryota; Viridiplantae; Streptophyta; Magnoliopsida; Poales; Poaceae
Source: the annotation of a GenBank genome assembly